CCUUUUUAAAGUAAAUAAGGUUAUAAAUAAGGUGAAAAGGAGACUGGAGUGCCACUUUAAGAGUAGUCCCUGUACUGGCUAGUCCGGUUAGUCCCCACCCAAACACAAGCGUACCGUGUAUGCCUGAAAAUGGAAACCGAUUGGUGGAAACCAGAGGACAGAGGCUGCUGUAGUGUACCUGGGCUUACUGCUUGCGGGGCUGAAUAAUUAUUGGACUAGGCUACACGCGAAAUCAGAUCACGUUUCUCCCAAAUACUUGGAAGAAAGAAGUAGCCAACUAAAGUCGGGAGGCAGUCGAUCCAAAUGUUUUGUCCAUAAACUUUUUUGAACGUUUCCUAUUGUUAAGAAUGAACAACUACACUGCACAAAAGAUCCAUUGAUUAUAGGACAAGGGCUGCUCCGCUGCCAUUCUACUGAGAAGGUAUCACGUCGCCAUGACGGAGAAGGGCAUGCCUUCCUUGGCUGUGACCAAGGCUGCUCUGUCCUCGGGCUCAGAGAAGGGAGGAGGUGGAAUUGGAGAGGGACAGCCUGAUGCCAGUAGUACCUACUCUGAUCUAUCGGCACUGGCCAACCUGUUUGAGAGUGAGGAGGGCUCCCAGUCAACUCCGGACCUGCCCCAGGACCCUGCUCAGAAUCUAGCCCGACCAGGCCAGCUGCAGCCAGGGGACGGCCGACAGAACCUCCGCAUGAAGUUCCACGGUGCCUUUAAGAAGGGAAUCUCCAACCCCAUGGACUUGCUGGAGUCUACCAUCUAUGAGUCACCCGUGGUGACUGGCCCCAAGAAAGCCCCCAUGGACUCACUCUAUGACUAUGGUACCUACAGUCACACCAACAACAAGAAGCAAGGCAGGAAGAAGCUCCUACGAGGUAAGACUGAGAUGUCCUGCGAUGAAGGUGUGGACCCUACAGGCUCAGAUCCACCCAUGGUGAUUAAAGAGUUCAACCGCACGCUGCUCUUCGAUGGCGUGUCACAGGCCGACCCAGAGGCCCUUUCAGGCCUGCUGGAGUACCUGCAGGGUCACGACAAGAGGCUCACCGACGAGGAGUUCAAAGAACCUUCUACAGGUAAGACGUGCCUGCCUAAAGCCCUUCUGAACCUGUACAACGGUCAGAAUGACACCAUCCCUCUGCUGAUGAAUAUCGCAGAACAGACGGUCAACCUCCAUGAUUUCAUCAACACACCCUUCAGAGAUGUCUACUACAGAGGCCAGACGGCGCUCCACAUCGCCAUCGAGAGGCGCUGUAAGCAGUAUGUGGAGCUGCUGGUGGAGAAAGGGGCAGAUGUCCACGCCCAGGCCCGCGGACGCUUCUUCCAACCCAGGGACGAGGGGGGCUACUUCUACUUUGGCGAGCUGCCUCUGUCGCUGGCAGCGUGCACCAACCAGCCAAACAUGGUACACUACCUGACCGAGAACGCCCACAAGAAAGCCGACCUUAGACGGCAGGACUCACGCGGCAAUACUGUGCUGCACGCCCUGGUGCACAUCGCCGACAACACUCGGGACAACACCCGCUUCCUCACUAAGAUGUAUGACCUGCUGCUGACCAAGUGUGCCAAGCUCUACCCAGAAGGCAGUCUUGAGGACGUGCUCAACAACGACGGCAUGUCGCCCCUCAUGAUGGCGGCCAAACUGGGAAAAAUUGGGGUUUUCCAGCACAUAAUUCGCAGGGAGAUCAAGAACGAGGAGGCGCGUCACCUCUCUCGGAAGUUUAAGGACUGGGCGUACGGCCCCGUGUACUCCUCCCUGUACGACCUCUCUUCCCUGGACACCUGUGGAGAGGAGGUGUCGGUGCUAGAGAUCCUGGUCUACAACAGCCGCAUUGAGAAUCGCCAUGAGAUGCUGGCUGUGGAGCCCAUCAAUGAGCUGCUGAGAGCCAAGUGGCAGAAGUUUGCUGCCGUCACCUUCUACAUCAGUGUUGUGUCCUACCUGUUGACCAUGAUCAUCUUCACCCUGGUGGCCUACUACCGCCCAUCCCAGGGAACGCCUCCGUACCCCUAUACCACCAACACAGACUACCUGCGUAUGGUAGGGGAGAUUGUCACCCUGUGCUCUGGAGUCUUUUUCUUCCUCACCAAUAUUAAGGACCUCUUACUGAAGAAAUGCCCUGCGGUGAACUCAGUAUUUGUCAAUGGAUCUUUUCAACUGCUCUACUUCAUCUACUCUUUGCUGGUGAUAGUGACUGCAGCCCUCUACCUGUCGGGUAUCGAGGCCUAUGUGGCUGUGAUGGUGUUUGCGUUGGUCCUGGGCUGGAUGAACACUCUCUACUUCACCAGAGGCCUGAAGCUCACCGGCACCUACAGCAUCAUGAUACAGAAGAUUCUCUUCAAAGAUUUGUUCCGGUUUCUGCUGGUCUAUCUGCUCUUCAUGAUUGGAUACGCGUCAGCUCUAGUGUCCCUGCUGACAGUGUGCCCAGGGCCGGAAGAAGUGUGUCCAGAGAAAGGUGGCUGCCCCACAUACCCCCAGUGCCGGGACACAAACACCUUCAGCAAAUUCCUGUUGGACCUGUUCAAACUGACCAUUGGGAUGGGCGAUCUGGACAUGGUCAGCAGGACUCAGUACCCGGCUGUCUUCCUCAUCCUGCUGGUCACCUACAUCAUACUCAGCUUUGUUCUACUGCUCAACAUGUUGAUCGCUCUGAUGGGAGAGACGGUGAGCCAGGUGUCCAAGGAGAGCAAGAAGAUCUGGAAGCUGCAGUGGGCUACGACCAUCCUGGACAUCGAACGCUCCUUCCCUGUGUGUCUGCGGAAGUCCUUUCGGUCUGGGGAGAUGGUGACUGUGGGGAAGAACUGGGACGGCACCCCUGACUGCCGCUGGUGCUUCAGGGUGGAUGAGGUCAACUGGUGCCACUGGAAUCAGAACCUGGCCAUAAUCAACGAAGACCCGGGCAAGAACGUAACAGAGACCCUCCAAACCUCCAGUACAGUUCAUCAAACUGUCCGUGGCCUGAGGAGAGAUCGUUGGUCCACGAUGGUGCCGCGGGCUAUGGAGCAGAAUAAAAGGCAGCAACCACGGGAUCUAGUAUUGGAAAUGGAGCCACUGACCUCCAGACAUUGAACCUGUGCAGGGCCAAUGGGGGGCCCCGGGUCCUAAAGAACACCCUGCAGAUCGGAGGUCAUCAUACUCAAACGGACAAAGUGUUGGGCCACAAAGUUUGCCACUUUGCACAAAACUCUGUUGCCAAAAAUAUGUAUUUAAGUAUUAUAAGAAAAUUGAACAGAUUUUUAGAACGUUAUGAAUCUAACAUAUGUUCAAGCCAACCAUUCAUUGCUCUAAAUAGGAUUCUACUUGAUGGUAUUAACCCAGGGGGAAGGUGCAUCUUUACCUGGUCGCUGGUUCGAAUCCCCGAGUUGACUAGAUGAAAAAUCUGUUAAUGUGCCUUGAGCUAGGCACCUGUAUGUACAGUUGAAGUUGGAAGUUUACAUACACCUUAGCCAAAUACAUUUAAACUCAGUGUUUCACAAUUCCUGACAUUUAAUCCUCGUAAAAAUUCCCUGUCUUAGGUCAGUUAGG
Messenger RNA from Oncorhynchus gorbuscha (pink salmon), 3512 nucleotides. RefSeq names its product transient receptor potential cation channel subfamily V member 4-like. Lineage: Eukaryota; Metazoa; Chordata; Actinopteri; Salmoniformes; Salmonidae. The record is from RefSeq and is a predicted model, not a curated record. Gene Ontology annotation, biological process: calcium ion import across plasma membrane; actin filament organization; osmosensory signaling pathway. Gene Ontology annotation, cellular component: cilium; membrane. Gene Ontology annotation, molecular function: protein binding; calcium channel activity.